AUGGAUGCAAAUAAAUUGAAAGCAAUAUUACAACAAAUUGCUAUUAAUACAGGAAUAAACCUCAAUAGCAAGCGAAAAAUUACUAAUCAUAGUGCUUAUCGUAUAAAUAUAAUAAUACUCAAAGCAUCUGAUGUUUUAGAUGAAGUGAUGAUAUUUUCAGAAUAUUAUUCUCAAGAAGCAUAUAAUGAGGAUCUUGAGUCUUAUUAUUCUUUUCUUAGUGAUUCAUAUCAUUAUAUUAAUUAUGAAUCUGAUGACUAUGAAGAUAAUGAUAAUGAGAUAAAAAUUCAAGAUUCUGGUGCUAAUACUACAAACUCAAAUACUAUGUUAAAUGCAAACUCCAAUAUUAUAUCAAACUCAAGCCAAUCGAAAAUUUUAAGUAUUUAUAUUAUUUUUAAAUUAAUUGUAUAUUAA
Racocetra persica is the source of this 411-nucleotide messenger RNA. NCBI's taxonomy places the organism in Eukaryota, Fungi, Glomeromycota, Glomeromycetes, Diversisporales, Gigasporaceae. The record is from the annotation of a GenBank genome assembly.